This is a messenger RNA of Monoraphidium neglectum, 1818 nucleotides long. RefSeq lists its product as hypothetical. Lineage: Eukaryota; Viridiplantae; Chlorophyta; Chlorophyceae; Sphaeropleales; Selenastraceae. The transcript has 7 exons. The record is from RefSeq and is a predicted model, not a curated record. Bases 1 to 1818 code for a protein of 605 amino acids.
AUGGAGCACGGGCCGCACCCCCUCUUCGGCCGCUGCGUCUACGCCACCAGGGCCUGCAGCGCCGGCGACGUGCUGCUGCGCGAGCCGGCGCUGCUGCAGGCCGCGUCCCCGGCGACGUGCCCCCUGCUCAGCCAGGUGCUCUCCCUCCUGCGCGCCGGCACCGCCGCCCCCACCUCUGGCUUGAACGAGGCCGCCAGCGGCGCCAGCUGCGCCAGUGGCGGCAAGCUGCCCGCCGGCGCUACGGACAGCGACCUGCAGCUGUCAGCGGCGCAGUUUGUGGCGUUCUGCCUGGCGCCGCCCUCCGUCCAAAGCGAGGUGCUCAGCAUGCAGAACACGCCCGAUGACCGCGACAACGCCACCGUCAGGAAAUGCGCCGCCAUCGCCGGCCUCAUCGCCGCGCUCGUCCUGCCCACACUCACCAGCCUGCUCGCGACAGCCGCCGCCGCGGCCGCAGCAGCCGCCGCCGCCGCCGGCUCGGUCGCAACGGGGGACCGCGAGGAGCCCCACGGCGGCCCAGGUGCGGUUGUGUCGCGCGUCCCGACCGACAAAGAGGGCGUGGAGCGCGUGCUGUUGUCAUGGAAGCUGAACCUGCACGACAUGCGCGGCAGCCACAAGCUCUACCGCAUGUCCAGCCGCCUGCCCCACACCUGCGGCCGCCCCAACGCCAUGGUCAUGCCGCAUGGGGACGCCGGGGAUGCCGCGGUGGUGGCGCUCACAGGCAUUGCUGCGGGGGAGCUACUGACGACGAGCUACUUCCAGCACAGCUCAAUGUCGACCUGCGCCAGGCAGCUCCACGCAAAGUCCCGGUUCGCGUUCGCGUGCCGCUGCGCCCGCUGCACCAGCGACGCGCUGGACUCCACGCGGGGCCUGCCGUGCCCGCGCUGCGCGCCGCCGGACCAGCAGCGGGACGCCGAGGGACAGCUCCCGCCCGCGUUGGCCCUAGGGGACCGCCGCCCCGCUGGCGUCCUCUACUAUCACCCAGGGCUCGCUCAUGCACAGGCUGGCGGUUGUGGCGCUGAGGUGGCGGUGGCGGCGCGUGGGGGUGCCGCAGGGGAUUGUGUCAGCGGUGACAACGGUGACCAGCAGCAGAAGGCUCAGCAGCAGCAGCAAAUGCAGCAAAAGCAGCAGCAGCGGCAGCAGCAGCAGCAGCAGGCGACGCCGUGGCGCUGCACAAACGCGGAGUGCGGCGCGGCGCUGCCCGACGACGACGCCGCCCUGUUCGGCGGCGCCAUGGCCGAGGCCGCGGGCGUGAGAGCGGCCGCGGCAAUGGCUGCCGGCGACGUAGACAGCGACGGGGGCGGCCAAAGGGUGGAGGACGGGUACUACCGACUGCUCAGCAGCUACUGGCAGGGGGGGCAGCCGGGGCUGGCGGAGGCGCAGGGGCGGCUGUUCGAGGUGGGGCGAGCCCUGGGGCCGGACCACUGGGCGACGCACGAGAUGGCCAUAAUCAGUGCAGGCGCCGUGCAGAGGGCGUCGCAAGGGGAGCCGCCGGCGCGGCAGCUCAUGCGGCUGGGGCAGGUGGAGGGCAGCGUGAGGCGCGCGGCGGAGUGGCUGUCCGACAGGACGACGCUGGACGCGGCCGCGGUGCUGUGGCAGCCCCUGGCCGGCCUGGCCUCGGUGUACCUGGCGACCUGCUGCGACCUCAUGACAGGCGAGUACCGCGCGGCCGCCGCCCCAUUCAGCUUGCGCCUGCUGGAGGCCGCUGAGCGGCUGCUCAGCGUGGCCGAGCCGGCGCUGGCGGGGUUCAGGGCGGGAGAGUGGCCGCGGCUGCUGCCAGAGGUGAUUGGGAGCGGGCCGGUUGCCUCGUGGCACUUCUGA